GGCUCCGAGCAGCAAGGGAGGGGGGAGGCCGAGGCCCCGCCCGCUCCGGAGAUGCCACGCCCCAAGCUCCAGUAGCUCCUCCCCCCAAGGCUGGCUGCUGCUCUUGGCGCUGGGGUGAUUGAGCUCCGCUGGGAGGGUGGGGCCGGGCCGGGCCCCAGAGGGAGGGUGUUCCUGGGGUGUCCGCGGAACUUGAAGUGUUCUAUCGGUCCCCGAAAAGCUGAGCAUCUCAGAGAUCCCCAUUCCCCAAGAUCCUUCAGUUCCACCGUUUAUUAAUCAUCCGGUUCACGGGCACCCUUCCCCUCUCUCUCCUACCCGUCCUGAGAGGCAGGGGGUCCCAAGUCCGGCCGCGCUGCUCCCUGGGCACUGGAGAUGAGAGGCUGUCCUAAAGUGCCAGGAGCUGGCGGCACACUGCCUCGAGGGAAAUUGGCACCUUCCGACCUGCCGAGGCUCCCAGAUUCCCGGUCGCAACCAAGAACCAGAACAAGGGGGCCCAGCGGCAGUGGUGGCCAGGGUGCUUGAGACCCCCGCGGCGAAGGGCAGACACGGACACGGAGACCCGGCCGUUUCAGACACUGUAGUGUCACGCACGCACUCCGUCCCACACACCUGCCGCUCCGCCCCCUUUAUCCCCGUGCCCGCGCAAGGAGCACAGCCGAAGAGAGAGCAGCCGGGACUAGGAGGUGGCUGCGGUAGAGCCCCCCCCCCCCCAUCCACCCGUAUCCCCUUCCCAUCCCCAACACCGAGAGCCCGGAGGACGCCUGCAUCCCAUCCCAGUUUCUCCUUUCCCUUCCCUAUCCAUCGCCUUCCUGUACCGCUAUCUUAACUCCCCCACCCCCCACCCCCAACCCGCCGCGGCACCAGCCGCCGCAGCCCGGAGCCGGAGCCGGAGCGGGUGAGGUGGCCUGGGGGGUGGGGAGAAGGGGGUGGAGGAUGCUCUCGGGAAGGGCUCUCAGGGCAGCCUGAGAGGUACUAGGACGCUGCCGGAGCCAAGGCCGAACAUACACACCGCAUCCCCGGGGGCCGUGCAGAGGCCACAAGGGCCAUAUGUCGGAAUUGCAACCAGGACCAGAGCCCCAACAUGGGCUGUACAUGCUGUUCCUUCUCGUGCUGGUCUUCUUUCUCAUGGGCCUUGUGGGGUUCAUGAUCUGCCAUGUACUCAAGAAGAAGGGUUAUCGUUGUCGAACAUCAAGAGGUUCAGAGCCUGAGGAUGCCCAGCUACAGCUGCCAGAUGAUGAGGAUGUAAAUGAGGAUACAGUAGAAAGGAUUGUUCAAUGCAUCAUCCAAAAUGAAGCUAAUGCUGAGGCCUUGAAAGAGAUGCUUGGGGAUAGUGAAGGUGAAGCAACAGUACAACUAUCCAGCCUUGACGGUGCUCCUAGCCUGCAGGAUGGGACUCCAUCUCACCACCAUACAGUUCAUCUGGGCUCGGCUGCCCCUUGUAUCCACUGCAGCCGAAACAAGAGGCCACCUCUUGUCCGACAGGGCCGAUCCAAAGAAGGCAAAGGCCGUACUAGGCCAGGGGAAACUACAGUGUUCUCUGUGGGCAGGUUCCGGGUAACACAUAUUGAGAAGAGGUUUGGGCUGCAUGACCAUCGGGAUGGCUCACCCACGGAUAGAAGCUGGGGUUCCAGUGGUGAGCAGGACCCAGGGGGUGGCCAGAGUUCGGGGAAAGGGCAGAUUGGGACUGGACCUCCUGCCAUAGAGAGACUUCCAGCAUCAGGGCCAGAAGUUGGCGUCCUAUCUAGUCCUCCUGUACAGAAUGGGGGCCUCAGAGAAAGGAGCCUCACCCCCUCUCUGAUUGAGGCCCCCUCUGGAGCCAUGGAAAACCUGGACACAACGGCCAGAGGGGACACAAGGCCAGUGUUGACCAGAAGGGAAACUAACGGACAACCAGCCAAACUGGAUGCCUCAGAUCUCCAGGUGUCACCACCAGGCGGCUCAGGAGGAGUGUGAGCUUCCUCUUCACUAUCUACUGCAAGGAUCAGUAGCUGGCUGGGCAGGGAAGAGGGGCAAGCAUGAAGUUCCUCCUCACUCUGAGACAGCAUUGCCCUCUAGGAAAACAGAACAACCCCUCUUCCCUGGGGGCUGUAUUAUCUCAGGCUGGGAAUGCAGAGAGUGGUCCACAGCCUCUUAAUCCCUUCCCUUCACCGCAUCUCCAGCCUAAGACAGGUCAGAGGUGAGGAGAAGUUGCCCCUACAUUCACCCCAGGCUCCCUCCUCCUCCAUCAACUUGCUCCAUCUGCUUGAGCGUGGCAUUUGGGAGCAGGCCCUAUGCUCAAGAUGGGCACCUGAAGCAAUACUCCCCACUAGGCCUCCCUCUCAGCACACAAAAGCUCAGGCAUUGGCUUGGGCUCCUUGCCCCUUUAUUGCACUGUCAAUAAAUCAGCUCAGACUAUUA
Messenger RNA from Sarcophilus harrisii (Tasmanian devil), 2394 nucleotides. It is a transcript of the gene RELL2, whose product is annotated as RELT like 2. The coding region runs from base 1045 to 1950 and encodes 301 amino acids. Lineage: Eukaryota; Metazoa; Chordata; Mammalia; Dasyuromorphia; Dasyuridae. Gene Ontology annotation, biological process: positive regulation of cell-substrate adhesion; positive regulation of p38MAPK cascade. The record is from RefSeq and is a predicted model, not a curated record. The transcript is spliced from 8 exons.